AUGGGCAACAGUUCAUUGGAUAAAUGGAUAAUCCAUGCACAUCCAGUUUUUACUCUCUCUUCGAAGCCAACGCGUAAUAUCAUAAUGGGUAUUGCUAAGGGCCUAUCUUAUCUCCAUGAGGGAUGUAAACAAAGGAUUGCUAACCUAGACAUCAAGCCACAGAACAUUCUUCUGGAUGACAGGUUUAAUGCGAAGGUCUCGGAUUUUGGAUUAUCGAAAUUGAUAAGUAGGGAUGAUAGCAAGAUCAUGACUCGGAUGCGAGGCACACGUGGAUAUCUUGCACCUGAGUGGCUAGGUUCGAAGAUCACCGAGAAGGUAGACAUCUACAGCUUUGGAAUUGUCAUAGUUGAAAUUAUAUGUGGCCGAAGGAACCUGGAUGAAUCACUGCCUGAAGAGCGAGUUCACCUAAUCAGUCUUCUGCAAGAAAAGGCUAGAUGUGGGAAGCUAUUCGAUUUGGUGGACACCAGCAGCAACAACAUGCAAUUUCACAUGGAGGAGGUUAGAGAAAUGAUGGAGCUCGCAAUGUGGUGCUUACAGGUUGAUAGCAGCAAGAGGCCUCUGAUGUCAACAGUUGCCAAGGUGUUGGAAGGUGCGAUGACUUUAGAGUCCAGACCUCACUAUGAUCUUGUUGCUAAUCAUGAACCAAAUCAGAGCGAUAUUAAGGUGCAAAUUUGUUCAUACCUGCCUUCGGCAACACAUCUGUCGGGGCCUAGGUGA
Molecule: messenger RNA, 717 nt
Organism: Triticum turgidum subsp. durum (durum wheat)
Lineage: Eukaryota; Viridiplantae; Streptophyta; Magnoliopsida; Poales; Poaceae
Source: the annotation of a GenBank genome assembly